AUGACUUUUUUAAGCUCCUUUAAUUUAUUGGUUUUAGUAAUCUAUUGCUUCCUAUAUAUUACUGUAAGCAUAAGGGCUGAUGAGAAUUGUGAGACAUUUCCAACUGAAAUACAUGUAACCAAAGAGGAAUAUGAUGAAAUAGGCUCACUGGUCAGAUCAUGUAGUGGCGAAGUCACUGUAAACAAAUGUGAAGGUAUUUGCAGAAGUCAGAUUCAACCAUCUGUUGUAACUGCUACAGGAUUUCUGAAGGAAUGUUUUUGCUGUAGAGAAAAUUAUCUUCGUGAGCGAAUUGUUACUCUAACUCACUGUUAUGACCCCGAUGGCCUAAGACUGGAAGAUGAAGAUCGCGCUACCAUGGAGGUCCGUUUACGGGAGCCGGACGAAUGCAAGUGCCACAAGUGCGGAGAUUAUAGCCGUUAAAGAUGCAGACACAAAUAGAAAUGGAAAUACCCUUAAAGAUAUAACCCUAGCCUUGGGAAAUGGUCUCUGUAUUCUUAUACAUUUAUGUUCUUAUAAAAUUAUAUAAUUACUCAUGUAUUUGUUAUUUUGGAAUUGGUCUAGGUCUAGAGAAAUA
Papilio polytes (common Mormon) is the source of this 574-nucleotide messenger RNA. It is a transcript of the gene Pburs, whose product is annotated as partner of bursicon. Gene Ontology annotation, biological process: G protein-coupled receptor signaling pathway. Gene Ontology annotation, molecular function: neuropeptide hormone activity; G protein-coupled receptor binding. Lineage: Eukaryota; Metazoa; Arthropoda; Insecta; Lepidoptera; Papilionidae. Bases 1 to 420 code for a protein of 139 amino acids. The record is from RefSeq and is a predicted model, not a curated record. The transcript is spliced from 3 exons. Gene Ontology annotation, cellular component: extracellular region; bursicon neuropeptide hormone complex.